AUGCCGCGGGGGCCGGCGAGCGAGGUCAUCCUCGUGUCCUCGUCGUCGUCCUCGGAGGGCGGAGGGGAGGCGCACGGCGGGAAGGUCAGCGGCGGCGGCGGCGGCGGCUCUGAUCGCCAGCAUGCCGCCUCCGCAGACGAAGUCGGCUCCUCCAGAGGCGGGGACGCGGAUAGGGUGAAGGAGAGGAGGAAGAAGAGGACGAAGAAUGGGGACGGGAGUGAUGCUGCUGCGGCCAAGGGAGAAUCGAGGAGGGGAGGGGACGGAAGGAAGACAAAGAAGAAGAAGAAGAAGGGGGAGGAGGAGGAGGAGAAGAAGAGCUCAUCCCCUCUGUCUUACACGGGGGACUUCGUUGCCACCAGCGAUGGGAUCAGCUUGUCGUCCCCGUCCUGGAGCUUCCCGAUGAGUCGAGUUAGGCGUCUCAUAGCGGGGAGCGAGAGUGCCGGCGGCAACAGCAGCAACCUUCGAACAACCCUUGACUCUGUUUUUGUCAUCAACCAGGCUGCGGUGUGUGCUCCGCCCUUCCGUGUGUUUCUACCUAUUAUUUGCUUACAUUUAUUUUCUAUCGUAUUGUCGAUGCCGUUAUGGUUCCCAAGAGCUUGUGAGAAAUAUUUCUCAAAGUAUAGGUAUUUCGCUGCCCUUCCCCAUCUUCGGUCCCCAAAACUCCAUAUCACGUCAAUAAAUCAAUGUGGAUAUUCCUGCCUAAUGAAACCAGUCUUGAAGAUGCGAAUGAAGUGCACGAGCUCAGUGACAAAUGCAUCUGAAAUGAAAUAAUCCCAAUGAAGCCAGUCUUACAUAACCCUCAUCCUCUUCAUUUCGCAACCUGUUGAUUCCCCGUUCUCUUCAGCGCCUCUCAGUAUUGGAGGGAUUGACUAAAAAGCCCUGCAGUUUUGGUCAAAUCCAGUUGAAUCAUGUGGAAACCAUUGGGAGUGGCUGCAUGUUAACUAGAGAAAUGAUAGAUAAAUAAGCUGUCGAGAAAUUGGUGCUGAUCUCACCAUUGAAAUCCUGAUCCAUGUCUUUAAACUGAUACGAUGGAAGUUCCUUCUAGGUGUGGCUAGUAAAAAAUACUCUUCGUUGUCCUCGUACUUCUUUGCCACUGCUGCUCCGAUCUCCGUGAUGAAGAAUGACCUUUAGUGCUUCCCCCGUUGAAGCAGUUGCUGCCCUCAGAUGCCUGGUAAUUUUCACCCUUUUCACUAUUCCUUUUCUUACCGUCCUUUGCAUAGAAUUGACUGGAAGCAACUGCUAAGAGUCAGAAGUUGUGGCUCUGCGAGAAUCAGAACUGCUAGUACAAAUGGGCAGGAGCCUGUGUUUUGGAAUCUGGUUUUUGCUCGUUGCUUAAAGGUAUGGGGUUUUCAUCCCGAUAGGAAAUCCCUACCCAAUUUUUUCCUCUGGAUCUAAAAACCUGUAUUAGGGUUUCUAACUUGUUAGUGGAUUUGGUUAAUACCUCGCCCUCUCUUUUGAAAGUCGUGUAGAUAAUAAUAUUUGAUACCAGCCCAGCUUUGUCAUUUCAGUGGUUGAUUAAAAUGGAAAGCUUCCUCUUGUAAUUAAUUAUACCACAACAUUUAUUCAGCUGAAAUAUCUUGAAUCUCUUGUUUAGCAGGGGAAUAGAUUAAUUGAUUAAUGUGAGAACUAUACACUGGAGUUACAUAUAGCGAGUUUGAGUUUGUUCCGUCAUCAUAACAGUUUAUAUGAGUAGAAAUGUUCUCAGAAUAGCCUGCAUUCUUUGACCAAUCAUUUGAUAAUUAUGGUUCUGUCAAUUGAGUAGUUGAGUCUAGUCAGUGUAAUGUAUGGCCUAUAAAUAAUGAAGGGAAAAAAAUGAAAUUCCGAUUGUGGCAUCAUGGAGAUGCUGAUGCAUCUUCAUGAAGAAUGCAAUGCAUCAUUUCAGAGAAAAUGAAGGGUUAGUUGUCCUGCUCUGCUGCUUCUUCUUCCCUGAAGAACUUUCCUCUGGACCUUGAGUCUCCUAAAGAAUCGUUUUUCCAACUUAUCAAUGAGGCGUCUUAAUAGAGACUUGGUUGAUGAUGAUAUGCAUACUGGAGUAGUUCUGCUGUUUUACAUGCAAUUUUUAUGGACUUCAUUACAUUACAAAUUUAUAUUGAAAUUUUAAGCCUUGAUCAAAUCCACAUUAAGAACUUUAACUUGAUCCUUCUAUGCUGGAAUUAUCUGACCUUUAAAUUGAUUUAAGUUACCAAAGUGACUCGUAUUCUAUAACUAUUGCUAUGCUUACCAUAUGAAAACUAUUUCACGUUAGUGUUAUGUUGAUGAUGACAAUGGAGCUGGCUCUCUCGAUCUCUCUCCCUCUCUCCCUCCAGUUUUCUUCAAUAGGUUAUUAUCUACUGUGCUGAUGAUUCAUUCUGAGUUCAUGUUAAACUAUGCUUGCAUUUGUGUAGCUAAUGAUUUCUAGUCUGUUAUGCAGAAACUGUUUCUGGAAGAAAUUGCCGAGGAUGCUCAUGCACAAGCCACACGGGAGCGGAAGAAAUCUGUCUAUUACAAGCACCUGUGUGAGUGCUCUACCUUGAAGCCCCAUGCUUGUGUUUACAUAAUCUUUAUAUAAACAACAUAAGUUUUUGAGACAUCGAACUGAGGUCAACCAGCUAGGAGUGUAUUGAUAGCACAGUAUCCUAUUUAUAAGUCAUGGGGGGCAUCCAACUCAGAAUCAGUGGAUUAUGAGUGUAGUAGACCCAUCUGCUUUUACCCCUGGAUUUUAUUUUUUAAUAUAUGUGGGUACAGAUGUUGUUGGAACGUCCUUGGUAAGAGCAAAAACCGUUGACUAUAUGUUUAUGCAUGUUUUCUGAGGUUUCCUGCUCGAAAUGACUCGUUAUUGGGUAUAGCGUACUAUUCUACUUGUGCUGCAAUUUUUUUUGUAUAUGCUUUGGAGACAUUCAACCCAGAAUUUAUGGAUCGUUGACUUGUUAGACACUUCCAUUUAUACCCAAAUAUUUUAUUUAAGGAAGUUUUCGAGACAUCCAAUUCUAAAUCACUCGACUGUGUGUGGUGCAAUUUUUAUUUAUUUAAGGGGUCGAGAGAUUCCACCCAAAACUCAUGUAUAUAUACAUCUUAUAUAUAUAUAUAUAUAUAUAUAUAUAUAUGUUGUCGUGAGAGUUCUAACCCCUCUUCGUUGCACCUGUUGAUAAUAUCUCAUCAAACUAGAAAAAAAAAAAAAGGCUUCGUUCAUUCGUGAGAGUUCUUCAGAAUUUCAAUCUGUUGGCUGAUUUGAUGUUUAUCUUCUGGCCGUCUCAUUGUUUCAGCGACAACAGUCGGCCAUGAGAAGAGGUACGAGUUCCUCUCAGGUGAGGUCAACCACCGCCCUCCCCCCCUUCUGGUCUCCUCUUCCACCGCCUUCCGUUCUAAUCGACGUCGUUCUGCAGAUUUUGUGCCGGAGAAGGUGAGGGCCGAAGGAGCCUUGAAGGCGCUGGCCGAGGAGGACUGA
Messenger RNA from Spirodela intermedia, 3424 nucleotides. Lineage: Eukaryota; Viridiplantae; Streptophyta; Magnoliopsida; Alismatales; Araceae. The record is from the annotation of a GenBank genome assembly.